AUGGUAAUAACAAUGGAGUCGGCCACGACCGAGCUACCGUACCUGGUGUCCAAUCAGACGUCCCAAAGCUGCGUGGUUGAAACUGCGAUGGAGAACGUCCUAUUUGGGAGCUUCUACAUCCUGGUGUUUUUCCUGGCGCUAAACGGCAACAGCCUGGCACUCUGGAUAUUCUCCCACCAGCGCGGCACGUCCUCCCCAGCCAACGUCUUCCUGAUACAUCUAGCUGUGGCUGACCUGUCUUAUGUGUUUAUCCUCCCCCUGAGGGCUACCUACCACCUCACUGGGGGCCACUGGCCCUUCGGAGAAGUGCCUUGCCGAUUGGCGGGCUUCCUGUUUUACGUCAACAUGUAUGCUAGCUUGUACUUCCUGGCAUGCGUCGCAGUGGACCGCUAUCUAGCGGUAGUCCACGCCGUCCGUUCAAUGAAGGUGCGCCGCGCCCGCUAUGCCAACAUCAUUAGUUUCAGUUUGUGGGCGUUGGUUACCGUCUCAAUGGCGCCUCUGCUGGUGACCCACCAGACCUUGGAGGUGGACGGUACGACUGUAUGCUUGCAGCUUUACCGGGAGAAAGCUUCUCGCAAGGCGCUGAUUUCCCUCGCCGUUGCUUUUACGCCACCUUUCCUGGCUACCUUAUCCUGCUACCUACUCAUCAUCCGUAGCCUGCACCGAGGGUCCCGUCUGGAGCCCACCCUAAAGCUAAGGGCACUGCGUACCAUCGGUCUAGUCAUGCUAAUAUACGUGGUAUGCUUCCUCCCCUACCAUGCUAGCCGCGCAACCUUCAUCCUGGGAUACGCCCACCCGGAAGUGUCUUGCCAGACGCGCCGAGGCCUGAGCCUGGCCAACCGGCUCACGUCGCUCUUGACCUGCCUCAACGGCGCCAUGGAUCCGCUCAUCUACCUGUUUGGCGCGGAGAAGUUUCGUGGUACCUUGGUACGACUUCUGUGCAAAGACAAGGCGAUGGCAGCGUCAGGGGCUACCAGUGGGGAAUUAAAAGGCACUCACGAGAGUUCUGUGAGUGCCAAGUCAGAAUUUUAA
Molecule: messenger RNA, 1032 nt
Organism: Nerophis lumbriciformis (worm pipefish)
Lineage: Eukaryota; Metazoa; Chordata; Actinopteri; Syngnathiformes; Syngnathidae
Source: RefSeq, a predicted model, not a curated record